Sungouiella intermedia is the source of this 2322-nucleotide messenger RNA. The record is from the annotation of a GenBank genome assembly. NCBI's taxonomy places the organism in Eukaryota, Fungi, Ascomycota, Pichiomycetes, Serinales, Metschnikowiaceae.
AUGUUAUUCUAUUGGUUGAUUUCUCUACUUUUCGGUGUUGUAGCCGCCCAACAGCGUCUUGAGGCCACCUCGUUGUUAACAUGUAUGGAUAACUCGCAGGUAUGGGCCUCGUACUUGAAUGUGGUGUUUUAUCCCCACAAUCUGUCGGUGGUUCUUGAUAUCCUGGCCAUCUCCAACAUUAACAACGUUAAAGUGGGUGCUCACAUCGAGUUGAUCGCCUACGGUAUCAAGGCAGUCUCACAGGAUGUCAACUUGUGCAGUUUUGGUGCUGAUUACACCCAGCUUUGUCCCUUGACGUCUGGACACUUGGACAUUUCCUUCACCCAGAACGUUUCCGCUUCCAUCGUGAACCAGAUUCCUGGAGUGGCGUACACCAUUCCAGAUUUGGACGCCCGUGUGCGUAUUAUCGUCUACGACUUAUCGAACAAGACCAACUUGGCUUGUGUGGAGGCAUCAGUAUCCAACGGUAAAACCGUUCAGACCAAAUAUGCUGCCUGGCCAAUCGCUGCGAUUGCGGGUUUGGGUUUGAUCAGUUCGGGUGUGAUUUCAGUAAUUGGUCAUUCAAGUACUGCUGCACACAUUGCGUCGAACUCUAUGUCAUUAUUCGUUUACUUUCAAUCUUUAGCCAUUACCUCAAUGUUGGCCGUGGCUAAAGUUCCUCCCAUUGCAUCCGCCUGGGCCCAGAAUUUCCAGUGGUCCUUGGGUAUUAUCAGAGCCAACUUUAUUCAGAACAUUGCAAACUGGUACCUUCAGUCUACCGGUGGCCUGCCAACUGACGUCUUAGGAAAUAAGUAUUUGUCUAUUUCUGUUCAGAAGGCCAAGAGAGGAUUGGAAUUCAUGUACCAGACUCUUGACAAUCCUUUUGGAGGUGCUCGCUACAUGAUGAGUAAGAGAAACAGUGUUUCAAUCGACAGUGAUACAUUUGGCUUGAGUGACACCUUGAACUCCACCUUGUACACCACCAACGAGAAAGACUCUAGUAUGGGCAACAAGGUGUUGAUUUUGCGUGGAAUCCAGAGAGUAGCCUACUUGGCACGUAUUGAAAUCACGAAUUUGUACAUGACGGGUAUCAUCUUCUUGUUUUUCUUCGCUUUCGUCGCUGUGGUGUGUAUGAUGUUCUUCAAGGCCAUUAUUGAAAUCUUGGUGCGUUCAAAGAAGAUGAACGAGGGCAAGUUUGCUGAGUACAGACAGCAAUGGUCUAACAUUAUCAAGGGUGCCGUGUACAGACUUUUGCUUGUUGCAUUCCCACAAAUAUCCGUUUUGGGUUUCUGGCAAUUCACCGCUCAUGAUUCUGUCGGAAUUGUUGUUGUGGCUGCAUUCUUGCUCUUGGUUACACUCGGUUUGUUGUUAUUUGCUACCGUGAGAGUGAUUUCAUAUGGUCGCAGGUCGGUCAGACAGCACCAGAACCCAGCCUAUCUCUUGUACGGAGAUGGAAAGUUCUUGAACAAAUUUGGUUUUGUUUACGUUCAAUUCAGAGCAGACUGCUACUACUUCGUUGCAAUUUCCCUUCUCUAUAUUUUCCUCAAGACUUUGUUCGUUGCUGUACUCCAGAAACAUGGAAGAAUCCAGGCAGUUAUUGUCUUCGCCAUUGAAUUAAUCCAUUGUGUGGCUGUUUGCUGGGUGAGACCAUUCAUGGAUAAGAGAACGAAUGUUUUCAAUAUCACAAUUGCUGUUAUCAACACUGUCAACGCUUUGUUCUUUAUGUUCUUUUCUUACGUUUUCAACCAACCUCAAGUGGUUGCAUCAGUCAUGGCAGUCGUGUUCUUCGUUGUGAAUGCCGUUUUCGCGUUGUACUUGUUGAUUUUCACCAUCGUCACAUGUGUGUUGGCUGUGGUUUACACCAACCCAGACACUAGAUACUCACCUAUGAAGGAUGACAGAGUGUCAUUCUUGCCACGUUUGGGAGGAAACAAGGGAGCAGCUGGAGGAAACGACCGAGAUGACAUUGAAUUAGUUGCUUUAGGAGCAAGUGCAAUGAAGGGUCAUGAGCAUGCAAAGAACACAUAUGAUGAUGCAGACUCCUUCGAUGAUCUGGAGUCUUCCAACAGAAGAAAUGCCUAUAACUCAGCUUACGCUGACGCGGAGAGCAAGAACUCCGCGGGCUAUUCUCCGGAACCAACGCAACCAGCAUCCACCAUUGUGGGCAACUCUGACAGUGCCUAUAACAACAACUACACCUCUGGCAAUGCUUACAACUCAGGAAACGCCUACAACUUUAACACCUCCUAUCCUGGAAGACAGGAAGAACAGACUAGAGCUCCUUACCAGGGUUACUACGACAGAAAUCUGACCCCUCACAACCAGUCCAACAAUUACCUUUGA